Messenger RNA from Lolium perenne, 2034 nucleotides. RefSeq names its product serine/threonine-protein phosphatase 7 long form homolog. Gene Ontology annotation, biological process: meristem maintenance; meristem development. The record is from RefSeq and is a predicted model, not a curated record. Lineage: Eukaryota; Viridiplantae; Streptophyta; Magnoliopsida; Poales; Poaceae.
GCGAACAUGAAUGCCGCGGUACUCACCGCCCUUGUCGACCGGUGGAGGCCGGAGACGCACACCUUCCACUUGAGGGCCGGCGAGAUGACCCCUACUCUUCAGGAUGUUUCAAUGAUACUUGGACUUCCUAUUCAGGGCGAGCCACUGUGUAUGAACACAGCUUCUGAUAGGUGGCGCGCACAGAUGGAUGACCUCAUUGGCAUGGCUCCUCCGCCGCCAGCAGAUCCAAAGGAGAGAACUCCCGUCGGCGCACCUUUUGCUUGGAUCAGGGCGAACUUUGGUACUUGCCCGCAAGGGGCCAACGAGGACACUAUCAAAACAUACACCCGGGUGUACUUAUGGUAUAUGAUUUCGAGGACUCUCUCUCCUGACAGUGGUGGGAAGUUGGCCCAUUGGUGUUGGCUAAAGGCGCUUACGGUGUUGGAGCACCCGUGGAGUUGGGGAACAGCUGCACUUUCCUACCUCUACCGACAGUUGGACGAAGCUUGUCGCAGGGCUGGGAGCGGCGGUAUUGGUGGAUGUUUGCUCCUACUUUCCGUAUGGAGCUGGGACCACCUAUUAGUUGGGCGGCCCAGGAUACUCAACGAGAGGCCAUGGCCUCAUUACCGGAACAACCCUGAUCGGGAACCCACUUGGGCAUACCUUUGCGACAAUGUCUCGGAGAUGACGAGCGAUCCAAAGAUCAUGUACAGGCACUACACUGAGGAGUUGGACACUCUUACCGCUGAGCAGGUGGAUUGGGAGCCAUAUGGUACCUACUACCAUAUUGGCGCGGGGAUGGCUGACCUCAACCCCAAGUGCCUUGAGGAGGCGCGUUUCUGGCGUAUGCGCUGCCCACUCAUAUGCAUGUGGCUUGUUGAAUACCACCAGCCGCACAGAGUGAUGAGACAGUUUGGGCUGUAUCAGGAGUGCCCACCUCAGUGGCAAGACACGGACCACACGCUUCAUAGGCUUGAUAGGCAGCGGCAGAGGAAGAUCACAAAUUGGCCUGUCCAUCAUAGAGGCCACGUCACAGCGUUCCAACACUGUUUGGAAGCGAUACAGAAUGCUGGCCAUGUGGACAUUGUCCCUCGCGACUUGGCCGCUUUCAACGACUAUCUCCAAUGGUUUCAUCAAAGCACGCGUAUUGAGUUAGUGAACCCCGCGUAUGAUGAAGACAUCUUGGACGACCCCAUCGAGUUCGAUGAGGUUGCGCAAAGCCAACACGACAUGUAUGCUCGCAAAGGGAGAUCGACUUCUAUUGCUUCCGAGCUGAACUUCGUGCGGUCCAAGAUCCAAAAAACAGCUGAGGAGUGCGAGGUUAUUUGGGAUCAGAGCCAUAGAGAUGAAAAGCCUAUCGGACCGUUGCGGUAUUUCAUUAAGAACACUACACGAAAGAUGCGGCGGUUAGCCAACUUGCUAGGUUGCCCCGACGCAAAAUUGCGGCUACAUCCUCUUCCGAAGAGGCGGAGGGGGUAUGGACUGUUUUCUUGCUAUCAAACAUGUGCUUACUAAUUUCAACUAUUGUAAUCUCAUGUGUUCUUUUUAGAGGAAGAUUCCUGACGACACCAUUCUGAGUCAAAGCAUUAGUCGAGGCAAGAAGCAAGCCACACGGUCUGCUUACCAGUUGAAGCCAAGGGGCAAGGCUCCAGCCCGAUACACUCCGGACGAUUAUGUCAACCGAGGAAAGAAGGUUAUCAUUGAGGAGGAUGAGGCGCCGCCGUGGAGAUCAUCUUUGAGGAGGAUGAGGAACGAUGAGCCGUUAUCUUCAGAUGAGGAGGAGGAGCAGCAGCAGCAGCAACAAGAGCCACGACAGCAGACGAAAAGAUUGGCCAUCCGGAAGCAGCCCGUGAGGAGGGGACGUCGUGGAGGAUAUAUGCAUUUGCUACGUGUUGUUGUGAACUCUAUCUUCAUAAGUAUCGUGUUGUGAACUCUAUGUCAUUUCGAACCAUGUCUCUAUUGCUACAUGUUGUUUGAAUCUAUGUGCUACGAUGUGAUCUAUGAUGUGUGCUAUGUGUAUGUUCUAUGUGUAUGAAAUUGCUAUUGAAAUUGCUA